This is a messenger RNA of Apiotrichum porosum, 4779 nucleotides long. RefSeq lists its product as uncharacterized. Bases 1 to 4779 code for a protein of 1592 amino acids. NCBI's taxonomy places the organism in Eukaryota, Fungi, Basidiomycota, Tremellomycetes, Trichosporonales, Trichosporonaceae. The record is from RefSeq and is a predicted model, not a curated record. The transcript has 5 exons.
AUGCCUACCAUUACCUUGCGCAUUCCUCUGCCUCACGGCCCGUCGCCUGUCGCUGCCAUCAAUGCCAGUGCCGACAUUGACAAAGGCCCAGCAACUUCCCGAGCCCCAACCAAGAGAUCGCCCGCAACCCAGUCCAACGGGUACACACACGCCCCACGCUCUCACGUUCCUCAUUCGCACCAUCCCCCUCCUCCUCCCACCGCAUCCUCAUCCUCCACACCCACCACCACCACCACCACCACCGUCUACUCUCCCAAGAGGCUCCGACUCACCAUCAACCCGCGCAAGGCGAUCGAUACCCCUAUGAACGACCCAAACGGCAGUGAUGAGGCCCUUGACCACAUCCUUUCUGCUACGGUCUACUCCCGCACCGGUAAUAACUACCGCGCAAUCAGCCCUUGUGGCCAGUGUCGCGCCACGCGAAGCCAUUGCUACAUCGCCCCCUUCCAGAAGGAGACUGCAGACGACGGCAGUGUGGUCUACGUUCGACCUGCAUGCCGUGGGUGCAUUGCGAAGGCCGGUGGCGACAAGUGCUCCCAUAAAGGCAUCGCCUUGGUCUGGGACAAGGUCUCCAAGAAGGUUACGUUCACCGCACCCCGCAAGAGUCGCUCGAGUGUGCAGGUUGGGGAACCCGAGCUCCCCAAAGUCACUCUCUCGACUCCUAAACGUCGUCACUCUACUGUACCCGAGUCGUUGCCAUCAGAAGUCCCACACAAAGAAGUGGCAACCGAGAACGACACACGUCCUCAAGCGAACCCUUCUGCACUCAAACGUCGUCGUUCGGCUUCACGCAAGUCCUUGUCCGCUGUGAACACUGUCACUGAGACGGAUGAGGUGGAGGCUUUGCCUGGGCCGUCUGCAGACGACCAGGCCACGGCAGAGAAUGCUUCUCCCUCCAAACGUCGUCGGGCACCGCGCAGGAUAUCGCGCAAGAAGAUUAUGUCGGCGGAGACUGUCGAAUCCGAGUCCAAGGACACCGAGCCUGCCGGGCCUUCCUCGGCACCUACGCCCCCCUCCAAGAAGUCACGCCGGAUUGUUUCCCCGGAAGUUGACGAGUCCGACGAGAGGCCCGAGCCCAAACAUGUUGAACACCAGCACCCCGACCCAGCCUCAGCAGUGUCUACUGGUUCCUCCUCGUCAACGAAGAUGGACCAUGCCUUCCCCCUUGUGCCCCACCUCGAACUGGACAUUGUUUCUGAGACUGGAGACACGCCUCCGACGGCGUCGUCCCCAACGACACCGUGCGCCUCAUGUAACAGCCUACCCGACCACGAGCUUCUUACUCCAGCUCAGAUCCACCAGUCGGCCCGCGCACACAACAUGACCGAGACCGAAAUUAUACAGCAGAUGGACAAGGCUCUCGCCGAAUGUGAGCGCCACAGAGACCACAUGGAGCAAGACCAUAAGAACCUGUGGGACCAGGUCGAACUCUUGACCAUUAAGGUGGCGUCCGCCGAGACGUCAUUGUUCAAGUGGAUCCCUCCCGAGUUUGACGAGCCUGCCUCUUCCCCCGACGAUGAUGGCACAUCACCUCCUGCCUACCCCUUGGUGCCCAUCCCCGACCGCCCCCUUGACCCCGAACGGCUCCUUCGAGAGACUGUCCGUCUUCGUCGCCUGAACUCGCACCUUGGGACGCGCAACGAGGUCCUCGAAGCAGCGAACAUGCAGCUGCGAGGUGGAUCCGAUAGCGACGAUAUCGAGCAUGAGGAACCCGCACCCUCAGUACCAACAAAAGCGACUUUCUGCGACCGAGGUACUUCCACUACCACGGACGCUGACAAGGCCCAAGCGUGGGAAAAGGAAAGGUCCGCUCUUCUCGCCAGGGUGGCCGCCCUCGAGGUCCAAAAGGUCAAGGCCGAGCGCACCGUCACGCAAGCCGACAACGUUCUAGCCGAGAAUGCUGGUCUGAAGCAAAGCAACGAGACGCUCCAAAAGUGGUUCAACGAGUCUCAGGAGACGGCGAAACAAGUGCGCCCCCUCAAGUCGGAAAACUUCAUGCUCGAGGGCCAGGUCGGCGACCUCAAACAGAAGCUGUCCGAGUGCAACGACCGAGUGGCCGAGCUCACGGCAGAACUGGCGCAAUGCACGCCAGAGGUCAAAGAGCUACGCCUUGCCCUCGCCAACAACAAGGUGUCUUCUCAGAACAGUAUGGGCCACCUGCGCGCGAGGUUUGACGGGUUUGACGAUUUGAUCGCGCUCAUUGUCGGUGGCGGACAAGCGGCUCUCGGCGUCGCCUUUGAGGAGCUAGCCCGCGUCGCCAGUCUGGAGCCAUCUGUGGGUACGUCAUCUACCACCCCAGAAGACCCUCUUCGCUUUCACUGCGCUGCUAUCAUGGAGACCUUGUCUCCAAGCGACCUUGCCGAGCUGGAAAGCGCUCUCAAUUCGCUAGCUGGUGCCGUCAAGAAGCAAGAGGCGCUCUUCUCGCUCAAGAAGCUCGACCAGAUGGAGAAGGACCUGGCUGCCGCUCAACAGAAGGAGUCUGCCAGCCAGCAGAUGCUGGCGCGGAGCGAGUCGUCGUCGGCCCUUGCCAUCCGUGCCGCCAACGACGAGAUUGCUCAUUUGAAGGCGAACGUGGCGUCGUUACAGAAGAUGACUGGCCCGAACCUCGACAGCAACCGUCCAUACACGACGGCUACCAAGGAGUCGACGCUCAUCGACGAGCUCACAGCGUUCAAAGCCACUUCCACAAACCGCAUCACGGAGCUUGAGCGCUCGCUCCAGGUCGCCAAGGACAGGCUAGGCUUGACCGAAUCAGCGUGUAGGGACGCCAUGGGAGAGCUUUCAGAAACCAAAUUCGCCCUCGGCCUCGCCAAUACCCAGCUUAACCACAUCCAGCUCGAUCUCGCCAAGAACAACGACGAGCUUGAUGCUGCCGUUAUCACCGAGUCCAAGCUCCGCGACGCUGUCGCCAGCCUCGAGGAACAGUUGAACGACGCCACGCUGGGUCAUCAAUUCGCUCAGGGCCAAGUGGACGACCUCGAGAAUGACAUUCGCAGCCUCCUUCAAGAGUGCAAUGCGAUCGAGAGCCGAGAAACAGUUCUGAAGAGGGACCUGGACGAAUGUGUGCGUGAACGCAACGCUGCCCGGCGCCAAGAGCAAACCCUCAAGGAUGAGCUCAACCUCCGCGACAACGCCAUCAGCGGUUUGAUGGAGCGCAAAGCCACAGACGACCAGAUUUCUCGUGAAGCACUCAAGGCUGCUACUCUGCGACAGGAGGCGGAUGACAAGAGAAUUGUCAGACUCAAGGAGACGAUCAAGAACCUGUGCGAGGAGCGCCGGCUGCGGUCCCCUGGACUGCCUAAACCUGCAGAGUCAAGUGUCCCGAUGGAGUCUCCCGGUUCGCGCGAGUCGGAAGAUGGCAGUGAAGUGUCGCGCGAUCUCCUCGUCACGGACGACACGGCCUCCCGCUCGCAGCUCGACCCCAUGCAUGCCGAGUUGCAGGAGGAAAAGAUUUCCAAGCAACUCGUACUCCAUGCCGCUAAAACCCGCAUUACGGAGCUGGAGGCCACGGUCGCGCAGCUGAAUUCCGACACGCUCGCAUCGCGUAUGACACGUGUCCGCGAGUUGAACCUCCAGCUCGCUAACAUCAAGCUCCAGCACGAGCAGGACAUUGAGCAAGAACGCGCCAAGGCGCGCCUCGAGAUGGACAGUCUCAAGAAGCAAAUGAGCGAGCUUCCCAGUCAACAAGAACGCGUCAAGUUCGAGACUGAGCUUGCCAGCAUCAAGAAGCAGGCCGAGGCGACGGCCAAGGCGACCGCGGGCACAAUCACGCAGCUCCAGGAUCGUGGGUCGAGUGACACGAACAAGAUUGCCCAGCUGGAAGGCGAGGUUCGCGCACUCAAGGCCCGUCACUUGCAAGCCGUCCAGGACCUCGAGGACCGUAACCGCAGCGUCGAGGACGACUUGCGUUCGCAGAUCGUCAAGCUGUCGCGGGAACUGGAAAAGUUGUUGCGCAAUGGCGAGACGAUCAAGUUGCGCAACGUCGAGGGGAAGCUGGCCAUCAGCGAGGGCAGGUACACCCAGUCGCAAGGUAUGCUGCGCGACGCCCAAGCCGCCAAGGCCAAGCUCUCCGACGAGGUGGAUUCGCUGCGCCGUGACCUAAGCGAUGCCAAAUGGGAUAAAAAGGACCUCCAAACCGAGGUGCACGAGCUCAAGGACAAGCUGCGCGAUGCGGUCAACACGAACCACAUUCUCAACGCCAACCGCGAGAAUGUGCGUGGUCUGGUCCCUUCAACCUCUUCCGGCACGGGUUCGACGGCACAAGGUGGAUCCAUACCCAUGGGAUCUCCUCCUGUCCCCACCGCCGACCAAACGCAAGUCCGCGUCCUCCGUGCAGAGCUCCAGAAGAAGACCGACGAGCUCACAACCAAGACCACCGCUCUCGAGUCGUUAAACUCGCGCGUCAAGCAGAUACAAGACAAUUUCGGCACCCAAACAUCGCAGGACGCCAAGCACAUCGCCGAGCUGCAGGGCCAAGUCGCCUCCCUCCGCCGCGAAGUGUCCAUCCUCAAGUCGUUUGGAAGUGGGCCCGAAGCCUGGGUGGAGCGCGAGACGCGCGCGCGCGCGGCCAACGGCAGUGCUCCGGGUAGCCGCACCAGCAGCCGCAGCGGCGGCAGCGGGGUGAAGGUCAAGACGGAGAUACUCGAGCGUCUGGACCAGGCCCACGCGUCGACCAGUGUGAUGUACGUGCCGUCGCGUACGCCCACGCCCAGAAUUGAAGAGUCGUGGACGCCCGGCAGGAACAGUAGUGGCAGUGGCAGUAGGCCUACUGCGGCGUAG